AUGUAUAUAAGCACCCAACAGAUUGGUAACCUCGUUCCUCAACUGCAACAUGCCCUGGCGCCUCAAAUUAACAUUCCCACUGCACAAAAUCGUGAACUCAAUUUGGUCACAUAUCCCGACUUCUCUGGCGGUGAACAGGACCCAAUCACCUGGCUAGAGGAUGUUGAAAAAGCAUUUGAAGCCAAUCAAGUGCAGGAUAAUC
This is a messenger RNA of Racocetra fulgida, 202 nucleotides long. Lineage: Eukaryota; Fungi; Glomeromycota; Glomeromycetes; Diversisporales; Gigasporaceae. The record is from the annotation of a GenBank genome assembly.